UGCUGCUUUUGCCUGGUGUUCCCACAGCCCGGAGGACACCCACACGGUCGGUGUGCAGGUUAUUUAGCUGGACCUUGGAAAAGCCACCACCACCUGUGGGCCAUGAUGCUACCCCAGUGGCUGCUGCUGCUCCUUCUCCCCUCCUUUCUCUUCGUCCUCACCAGGGGUUCGCUUUCUUCAACAAACAAGCUUUUGGACCUCAAGGAGUUUUGCCAGCGGAAUCAGGAUUGCAAGUCUGGGUGCUGCCGCCAGGCUCCAAAAACCUGCGAGGCGCACUGCACGGAGAAAGGGUCCGAGGGCAGCUCGUGUCAAGUGCAGGCAUACUUUGGCCAAUAUAGAGAGUGUCCCUGCCAGUGGAACCUGACUUGUGUAUAUCCUGAGAAUGAGAAAUGGCUUCGUAUCACCUAUGGCUUUUGUCAGAAAACUGAAAAGAAGACAUUGGCCCACAGAAUGUUUCUAGUGCUCCCUCUUUCUUACUGCUUCCUCCUCUUCUGCCUGCUCUCCUCCCUACCCAGAGCUCUGGGUUCCCCUUGUUCCCCGGAGCCUCCGCCGUGA
This is a messenger RNA of Sapajus apella (tufted capuchin), 555 nucleotides long. RefSeq names its product colipase like 1 (gene CLPSL1). The record is from RefSeq and is a predicted model, not a curated record. Gene Ontology annotation, biological process: digestion; lipid catabolic process; response to food. Lineage: Eukaryota; Metazoa; Chordata; Mammalia; Primates; Cebidae. Gene Ontology annotation, molecular function: enzyme activator activity. Gene Ontology annotation, cellular component: extracellular region.